UGAUUUCCAAGCCCCACACGAAUAGCAAGGUUUUCACAGGAUAAUGUGUGAAUGUGGGAGCGCAGAGGCAGAGGGGAGCCAGCAGCCCGCGCAGCAGCCGUGGCAAGCCGGCUCUCUGAACACGAUGUCCACACCUCCUGCCAGCAAUGGCGUGUUUGUCGUCAUCCCGCCCAGCAACGCCAGCGGCCUCCGCCCACCUCCCGCCAUCCUGCCCACCUCCAUGUGCCAACCUCCAGGGAUCAUGCAAUUCGAAGAGUCGCCGCUGGGGGCGCAGGCGCCCAGGGCCACCCAGCCACCUGACCUUAGACCAAUAGAGACCUUCUUGACUGGAGAGCCCAAGGCUUUAGGGACGGUGCAGAUCUUGAUCGGCCUCAUCCACCUUGGCUUUGGCAGCGUCCUGCUCAUGGUCCGCCGAGGCCACCUGGGGAUGCUCUUCAUUGAAGGUGGCGUCCCCUUCUGGGGAGGAGCUUGCUUCAUCAUCUCUGGGUCCCUCUCGGUAGCAGCUGAGAAAAACCACACCAGUUGCCUGGUGAGGAGCAGCCUAGGGACCAACAUCCUCAGUGCCGUGGCAGCCUUCGCUGGGACAGCCAUUCUUCUCAUGGACUUCGGUGUCACUAACUGGGAUGUGGGCAGGGGCUACCUUGCUGUGUUGACCAUCUUCACCAUCCUGGAGUUCUUCAUCGCUGUCAUCGCCACCCACUUUGGGUGCCAAGCCACCCGCGCCCACACUAACGCAUCUGUGAUUUUCCUACCCAACGCCUUCGGCACGGAUUUCAACAUCCCCAGCCCGGCAGUCUCUCCACCCCCUGCCUAUGACAAUGUGGCAUAUAUGCCCAAGGAGUCAUCGGAGUAGAAGAUCGCAGCUCCUCUUCUCCAGGACAGAAGGUUGCAGAGGAGACUGACUGACUCUUGGACCCAGGUCAUCAACAACAGGUGCACAGAGAAAGUCGCCUCACUGACCCUCCUGAAUCCAUACCCCAACCCUGCCUGAAAAGCAAAGGUGUCCCUGAGAGUUACCAUGGGAACAGAGCUGGGUCCCAACAGGAAGAAGACACCUUCAGUCCAGUGUUUGUAGGCCCUGGCAUAUGGCUUGUUCCAUCCAUACUAUGGAGAAAAAUAAACAGCGUGGCUUGGAUUUUGA
Peromyscus leucopus (white-footed mouse) is the source of this 1141-nucleotide messenger RNA. RefSeq names its product membrane spanning 4-domains A15 (gene Ms4a15). The record is from RefSeq and is a predicted model, not a curated record. The transcript is spliced from 8 exons. Bases 44 to 853 code for a protein of 269 amino acids. Lineage: Eukaryota; Metazoa; Chordata; Mammalia; Rodentia; Cricetidae. Gene Ontology annotation, biological process: cell surface receptor signaling pathway. Gene Ontology annotation, cellular component: plasma membrane.